AAAUUGGAAAGAUGAAUACCCUUAUAUAAGCUCGAAGAAGGUUCGUUUCGCUAGGCUGUGACACUAUGCUCACUAAAUUUUCGCAUUGUCCACCCUUCAUAUUCAAAAAUGGCUUUCAUUUCCACUUCUCAGUCAGCUUAAUGCAUUCUUUCUUUUCGAAUUCAAAUUCUCAUAAUUUCACCAAUUUCUCUGUAAUGCUACAAGGCCAUAUUUCACAUUCGCAUCUUCUUCAAAUUCAUGCUCAAAUCUUUCGAGUGUUAGCACAUCAGGACAAUCUCGUGGCAACUCGUCUCAUCGGCCACUACCCAUCUCGUUUGGCUCUUCGAGUCUUUGAUCAGCUUCUAACUCCCAAUAUAUUCCCCUUUAAUGCCAUUAUCAGAGUUUUGGGUGAAGAGAGUCUUUGCUCGUGUGCGUUCUUCGUGUUCAAAGCCUUAUUGCAGCGCUCGCUUUCGCCUAACGACUUCACUUUUUCUUUCCUUCUGAAGGCUUGCUUUCGAUCAAAUGAUGCCAAGUAUGUCAAACAAGCCCAUACCCAUGUUGUUAAAUUGGGUUUUGUUUCUGAUUCCUUUAUUUGUAAUGGUCUUCUUGUUGCGUAUGCGAUGGGCUUUAAGGAUAUGAUAUCGGGGCGUAAGGUGUUUGAUGAAAUGCCUGACAGGGCUAUGGUUCGUUGUUGGACUUCUUUGAUUGCUGGGAGUGCUCAAUCAGGUCAGACUGAAGAGGUUUUGCGCCUUUUCUUUAUGAUGGUUAAGGAGAAUUUGAGGCCGGAAAAUGAUACCAUAGUCAGUGUUUUAUCUGCAUGUUCAAAACUUGAGGCUGUAGAAAUUGAGAAGUGGGUAAUGAUUUUAUCAGAAUUCAUCAAUGAUGAUGACACGGGGAGUUUUGGUCGAGAUUCAGUCAACACUGUUCUUGCUUAUUUGUACGGGAAGUGGGGAAAGGUUGAAAAGUGUAAGGAAAGAUUUGAUGAAAUUGUUGGGAUUGGCAAAAGAAGUGUGCUUCCUUGGAAUGUGAUUAUAAGCGCAUAUGUCCAAAAUGGUUGUUCCUUUGAGGCUCUGAGUCUUUUCCGGGUGAUGAUUGAGGAUCUCAAUCUUAGGCCCAACCAUGUUACAAUGGUGAGUGUGCUUUCUGCUUGCGCUCAAGUUGGCGAUUUAGAUCUUGGUAAAUGGAUUCAUGGAUAUGUGAAAUCUGAAGGUUGCAAGGCUAUUGUAGAGUCAAACACAUUUCUAGCCACUGCAUUAAUAGACAUGUAUUCUAAAUGUGGGAAUUUGGGGAAGGCAAAAGAUGUUUUCGAGCAGAUGGUCUCCAAGGAUGUUGUUUCAUUCAAUGCUAUGAUCAUGGGUCUUGCAAUAAAUGGUGAAGGAGAGGAGGCAUUGAGGCUUUUCUCCAAAAUGCAAGAGCUCAGUUUGCGUCCAAAUUCUGGAACCUUCCUUGGUGUUUUAUGUGCAUGCAGUCACUCAGGGUUGUUAGACACAGGGCGGCAGAUGUUUCUAGACAUGAUCCCGCACUUUUCUGUUCCUCCUGAACUAGAACAUUAUGCUUGCUAUGUUGAUCUCCUCGCACGAGUGGGCCUUCUUGAAGAAGCCUUUGAGGUUGUGGCCUCCAUGCCCUUUGUGCCUAACAAUUUUGUAUGGGGGGCUUUGCUUCAGGGUUGCAGGCUCCAUUCUAGAUUGGAGUUAGCCCAAGAUGUUUCCCAAAAGCUUGUUAAAGUAGAUCCGGAAAAUUCUGCAGGCUAUGUGAUGUUUUCCAAUGCCCUUGCUAGUGAUCAACAAUGGGGGGAAGUCUCAGGCUUGAGGUGGUUAAUGAGGGAAAAGGGGGUGAGGAAGCACCCAGGGUGUAGUUGGAUCAGCGUCAACAGAGUUGUGCAUGAAUUCCUUGCAGGAUCCCUAUCACAUCCUCAAAUUGAUAGCAUAUAUCAUACAUUAAAUGGAUUGGUGAAGGAAAUGAAGGUAGCAAGUGCUUAGGAAGUUGACAAGAUGAGACAUGAAGAUACUGAUAUUCUUUGGACCUUAACAAUUGAAAAUGUUUCCAGUUUCAUUCUUCCUUGGGCAAAAUAAGUUGUUUGUUUAAGAAACUGAGGCCAUAGGUGUUUGCAUCAUAUCACAACACUCAGCUUGAUGCUCUUUUGCAUACUGAAAACAAAGUCACCAAUCAGAUGUUGAUUGAGAAUCUAUGCGAGUACAGCUAGGAAGGAGUCUUUUACUUCUUUCUCUUUGGUUUCUUUGCAACGUAGCGGCAUUUUCUUCUGGAGAUUCUUGUAAUCAUGAACCUGAUGACAUCUUGCAGCUCAGCUUCAUACAAUUUCUUUUUGGCGCAUUUUCCUUCUGCUGGUGUUUUCACCAAAGAACAAGCUCUCAGUAUUCUGGUCAGGAAAUCCUACUGCUAUCACUAUUGCUGCAGGCCAAGUUCUCUCUCCAGAUCCCAUCACUGAGGAGACAAACCUGGAUAUCAAGGUAAGCAAGCCUGUCUUGGAUGAUUACAGUUUUUUUUUCCAUGCUUCAUAGGCUAAAUAAAGCAAGCUGCGUUUGGAAAGCUUAAGCUCUGACCAGUCUAGUGCCCAUUCAUCAGCUGAUGCGAGCUGAACCUGAAUUAUAGCCUGGCACAGCUCAGUUUCUAUGUGAGCACAGCUUGAACAAAUUCAGCUUGGUUAUAUUUGACUCUACUUGCAACGUAACUUUAAAUACCUUUCUAGGGGAAAGCUUGUUUGAUAAUUUAGAUUCUUGAAACGACAUUAUUAGUUUCAGUUAAUGUCUAAAGGAUUAAAUAUCCUUGGCGAGCUAAGGUCAAAUAUCGAUUAAGGCUGUAACAUGAAGUAUAGCAUGAACUCAAGCAAAAAAGGUAGUUGUGUUUUUAGAAGUAAUGAUUAAGCAAUCAAUUAAAGUCUUUUGAUAAGGGAUUCAACUAUUUUGAGUAUGAACAUCAACAACAGGAUGCUUAAUGUCAAUUCCAAUUGACAUACGAUAGUGAAUAAAUGUUUAAGAUGAAAAUUCACUUGUAUUUUUAAGACAAAUUUUUUGGAUAGGAUAAUUUGAAUGUUGUAAUUCCAGUAUUCACUCGUAUUAUUAAUGAAAUGAUAUAAUUUUCUUCUCA
Vitis vinifera (wine grape) is the source of this 3084-nucleotide messenger RNA. RefSeq names its product pentatricopeptide repeat-containing protein At1g08070, chloroplastic. The coding region runs from base 66 to 1958 and encodes 630 amino acids. NCBI's taxonomy places the organism in Eukaryota, Viridiplantae, Streptophyta, Magnoliopsida, Vitales, Vitaceae. Gene Ontology annotation, molecular function: protein binding; RNA binding. Gene Ontology annotation, biological process: RNA modification. The transcript has 4 exons. The record is from RefSeq and is a predicted model, not a curated record.